UGUCAUUCCAUCUUUGUUUGUUUGACACAAUGUCGGGAUUGGAAGCAGGGCGCACUGGCACCGCCACAGUCACCGUUACCGCCACCCACACUGCGCAGGCCAUGGGAUCCGGAAGCGUCAACGUGUUCGCCACUCCGCAGCUGGUCGCGUUGAUGGAAGCUGCAGCCGUGAACGCCGUUGCUGGCGUGCUGCCGGACAAGUGCACGUCGGUUGGCACUUUGGUGAACGUCUCGCAUGUCGCAGCGACGCCGGUGGGCAUGACCGUGACUGCCACCGCGACACUCAAGCAAGUGAGCGGCAAGAAGCUCGAGUUUACAGUCGAAGCACGCGACGAGAAGGAGGUCGUCGGAUCCGGCGAGCACCACCGGUUUAUUGUUGACGAGGUCAAGUUUGCCGAUCGCGCCAAUGCCAAGUUGCCGGCCGCCUCGCUGUAGCGUUGUCGGUGGUCGCAUUUGCAGCAAGCCUCUGUUACCUUUGUAAAUGCUCGAACAAGGGGGAUGAAGGCGAGGGAUGCACGGCGUGCAAGUUCAAAUAAAAUUACAAAUAAAAAUUACAAUAGAAA
Messenger RNA from Capsaspora owczarzaki ATCC 30864, 562 nucleotides. Its product is annotated as thioesterase superfamily protein. Lineage: Eukaryota; Filasterea; Ministeriida; Capsasporidae. Bases 30 to 434 code for a protein of 134 amino acids. The transcript has 2 exons. The record is from RefSeq and is a predicted model, not a curated record.